AUGAGAGCGUUAGUGUUUAGUAGAAGAUUUUUUACAGCUACAAAACUCUUGAAUGAGGUGAAAACUCCAUUGGCGAAGUCCUAUUCCAACAUAUUUAAUCAUUCAUGCUUCGUGCCGUUAGCAAAGAAUAUACCGUCAAAGCUUGACGGUUUAGAACCAUAUGAGGUAUCUAAAAGGAUAAUAGAGGCUUUAAAUGAAGCGAACAUUACAUCUGACGAGGCUGCAGGGAUACAUAAUAAGAUGAUUGAGGAACUGUCAAGAUACAACUAUGGUAUUGCAACAAUUCAUUCUGAGAAACUGGGUGACAUAUCUCGCAAGAUAACAUUGAAUGCAUUAAUAGAAUUGAUACGGAAUAAUCCUGGCAGAGUUAAAACCAGUUGGGAAAUAUUUAUGGAUCACAAAGAGUCUUUCGAUGAGAUACCUGACUCUUUGAUUCAGGUAGUUAUGGAUAAACAGUUGAACGCUAAUGAAACUGAAUCAUUGAACAAUCAGCGUGAGCUGAAUAUGAUGAACUUAGUCCAAAUUCUAACAUUGCUUGGUCAAAUUUCCAAUAGAUCACUUGUCAAUAUUGAACUCGUGGACAAGUUAACAACGCUCUUAUUAGAAGGAAAUGCAUCCGUUUUGUUACCUUUCAUACUACAAUUUAAGCCAGCUUUAUCGACUUUUGAUAGAAAUCUCGUCCACCUGACCCCAUUCCAACUUUACGAAAUUUCAAAAUGUUAUAGUCAUGAAGAUCUACAAAAGUAUCCCGAUUUAUUCCAUAAAAUAUUGUUAGUUUUGGGCAAGAACACUUCGAUUUUGUUAACUAGUGAAGAGCAAGAAAUAUCGCAAAUUUUAGAGCAAAAUUUGAAACUUGUAAAUAGUAGAUUCAAGAACAGUCGAGUUUCGUGUAACUCAGUUGAUGGCUUUAACACAGAGAAUCAGUUUUUUCAUUUGGUUGAACAAGUCAUUGAAAAUGGCACCUAUAAGACUAACUUUCAGUUGUGUAAAUCUAUCCUGAGAUUAGUCGGAACUCGUGAGGGGAAAACAGAUGAGUUUUUGAGACUGUAUGAUAUGUUUGUAAAAACUAGUUGUUCCCCAACUGAUGAACAGGGGAUCAUGUUUGAAGCAUUUCUUGCCUUGUCUUAUAGUGGAUACAAGACGUCGAAAAAGGAAUCCUAUAAUUUGGCCAAGACUUACAUUCCGGAAAGUGUAAGUAAGCCAAUGUAUGCAAAUAUUUUGAGAGUUAUGAUCAUUCUCGAGUCAAAAUUUGACAUAAAUGAAGCAUUGAAUAUCUACAAUUCGAAUAUUCAAGAGUUACAGAGAGAAAAGGACAAUGCCACGCAACUCUCUUCUGCUGAUGUCGUCACAGAAGCUCUAAUACUAGCAUUCCUAACUAAGAAAGACGUAGAUUUUUCUCGAGUAGUAUUUGAUGGUGCUCUAGGAGAGAAAAUCCUGUCGGGUGCCACAGCAGUAAAAAGAAUUAAGAAGAUGUUAUCCAACUAUGGCGAAGCGGUAGAAAAUGACAAUUUUGACGAAUUUUUGCAAAAUGAGGCCCUCUCCUACUUGGCAAAUAUUUGA
This is a messenger RNA of Kazachstania africana CBS 2517, 1560 nucleotides long. It is a transcript of the gene MRX12, whose product is annotated as Mrx12p. Bases 1 to 1560 code for a protein of 519 amino acids. The transcript has a single exon. NCBI's taxonomy places the organism in Eukaryota, Fungi, Ascomycota, Saccharomycetes, Saccharomycetales, Saccharomycetaceae. The record is from RefSeq and is a predicted model, not a curated record.